AUGAAAAAGAACCCUGACUAAACUUCAGUUUAAAGAAGUAAUUUGACAUAUAUUUUUUAAAAAGAUAGUUAAGAAUGUAAAUCAGGUUCGAUUGGUCGAUUUUCAAUAUUUCUGUUGAGCAACAAGUCGAAAAAAAGACUUCAAAGGGUAAUUGAUUUUUGUUUGGGUAAAUAUUCAAUUAGCUAUUAUUAGAUUUCUUAAUUUAAUCAAUAAGAGAGGCGAAUAUUAUUUACUAUUAAAGUAAAGGGUUGCAAUUUAAUAGGUAGAAAAUUUAAAUUAUUGGCAAUUCAGAGGACAGAAGAAUUACCACUAAUAGCAUCAUUAGGAUUAAAAUUGAAUAAUCGCAUUCUUUACAUCCAACAAUUAUAAUGUAGCCACAAAAAGGAAUAUGUUAAUAAAUGUUAAGGAUCACACUACAAUUGUGAUAUCACAUUAAAAUAAAUUUGGAACAGUAUAUAUAAAAAUUGA
Messenger RNA from Paramecium octaurelia, 468 nucleotides. The record is from the annotation of a GenBank genome assembly. NCBI's taxonomy places the organism in Eukaryota, Ciliophora, Oligohymenophorea, Peniculida, Parameciidae.